CCCUGUCGUCGCCAGCAUGCUCCCCCAGAUGCCGCCCCGCUCCUGCGACACCUUUGUGGCGCUGCCGCCUGCCGCGGCGGCUGGUCGUGUCAUCUUCGGAAAGAAUUCGGACCGGCCGGCGGACGAGGUGCAGGAGGUCGUCUACUUCCCGGCCGCCGCGUACCCGCCCGGUGCAGCGCUGGAGUGCACCUACAUCACCAUCGAGCAGGUCGAACAGACCCACGCCGUGGUCCUGAGCCGCCCCUCCUGGCUCUGGGGGGCAGAGAUGGGCGCCAACGAGCAUGGCGUGUGUAUCGGGAACGAAGCGGUGUGGGGGAGAGAGGAGAUCUGCGAGGAUGAAGCUCUUCUCGGCAUGGACCUCGUAAGGCUUGGACUGGAGAGAGCGGACACAGCUGAAAAGGCUCUUGCUGUCAUAGUUGAUUUGCUAGAAAAGUAUGGACAGGGAGGAAACUGCAUGGAGAGCCACAUGGCAUUUACAUACUACAAUAGUUUUUUGAUAGCUGACAGAAAGGAAGCAUGGGUGCUGGAGACAUCAGGAAAAUACUGGGCAGCAGAAAAAGUAGAAGGGGGCGUGCGGAAUAUUUCCAACCAGCUCUCUAUCACAACCAAGAUUGACAAAGGACAUCCAGAACUGAAGGAAUAUGCCAAAAGCAAGGGCUGGUGGGAUGGAGAAAAGGAAUUUGAUUUUGCUGCCACAUACUCUUAUGUAAAUACUGCCAGAAUGACCACAUCCAGAGGUCGAUACUGUGAAGGCUAUAAACUUCUGAACAAACACAAAGGAUCCAUCACUUGUGAAACAAUGAUGGAAAUUCUCCGUGACAAAGAGAGUGGCAUUAAUAUGGAAGGUGGAUUUAUGACAACUGGAAGCAUGGUGUCCAUAUUGCCUCAGCAGCCUAAUAUGCCAUGUGUUCACUUCUUUACUGGAACUCCAGAUCCUGCAAGGUCUGUAUUCAAGCCUUUCAUUUUUGUGCCCAGUAUUACUCAGUUAUUGAAAACUAGCUCCCCUACAUUUGGUCAUGAUGAUCCAGUUAAGAAGCAGCCACGUUUUCAGAAUAAGCCAGAUCGAAGACAUGAGCUCUAUAAAAAACAUGAAAGUGCUGCUGUAGUUAUGGAAACUGUCCAGGACCAAGGUAAAAAGCUGCUGAAAGACAUACAGGAAUUGGAGAAACAGAAGAUCAGUGAAAUGGAAUCAAUCCUGCAAAACGGCUGUCUCGACACUAACCAAGUGGUUAACCUUUUUCCACAGUGUGUAGAAGAAGAACUCAAAAUAUAUAGCUAAACUUGCUAUUUGAAUAUAGUAAAAAUCAGUUUUACGAUCAGUUUUUUACUGAAGUGGCUAUAUAGAUUACAUUCUAUUUUCAAUGUACCAUUUAGUAUGAACAGUUUAAAAAGAUGCAGCUUCAUAUUCAGGCCAAACAGCUCUUGGUUGUAUGAAGCAACAUUGAAAAGGCUUUUAAGAGCUAGGCACUUGCUUUGUCUGUCUGUGACAUAAAGCUGUCAGCAGGGAUUGAUUUUGUCAACAGCAGAUGCACUUAGAAUGCAAUGGCUUGAUUAAAUUGUGGAACAGCUCCAUCUUUGAAUGAAGAACACAACUGAGGGUUGGAUAACUCAGUUGUAGUGUUCACAUGUAGCUUUUAUAGUCAAUUGUAGCAGAAGUUCACAUUGCCUGAAUUUAAAUGGUGACAUUGAAGGACUUCGUAAAAUGUAGACCCUAUUACUUACACUGAAUUAAAAGGAAGGGAUAUACAAGUCAAGCAAGACUGAUAUGCAGCUGUUUGACAAAACCAUUCUGAGAUAUGUUUUGUAUAUGAGCCUUCUGCUCCUUCAGUAUAAAAUGACACUAAGAGUUACAGAAUCACACAAUCACACAAUGUCAGGUUGGAAGGGACCCCAAGGAUCAUCUGGCCCAACCUUCCUAGGUAACAGUAUAGUUUAAAUGAGAUGGCCCAGCACCCUUUCAAGCCAAAUCUUAAAACUUUCUAAUAUAGGGGAAUCUACUACUUCUUUUGGAAGAUUAUUCCAAUGCCUAACUCUUCUCAUGGUGGAAAAUUUUCUUCUGGAGUCCACCAGAAAUCUCCUCAGGAGUAACUUGUAAGACGGGAGUCUCCAUCCUGUUGAUAGCCACUCUUUAUGUGCAGGUACAUGGUAAUAAAGACUCCCCUAAGCCUUGUCAAGGCUGGGCAAACCCAGUUCUCUCAGUCUUUCCUCAUAUGGCAAGUCUUCCAGUCCUUUGAUCAUUCUUGUGGCCCUUCUCUGAAGUUAGAGGUACAGUAAAAAAAUUGGUUACAAUUUUACUGUGAUCUGUUGUGAAAUCUAAUUACAUGGAAUUCAACAGUGCAAGCAUCCUGCGAGUUACCAUACAAUUUGCACUUCCCUGUUUUCCCCACCCUGAUAUAAAAAAUAAAUUAACUUAU
Molecule: messenger RNA, 2414 nt
Organism: Dryobates pubescens (Downy woodpecker)
Lineage: Eukaryota; Metazoa; Chordata; Aves; Piciformes; Picidae
Gene: SCRN3
Product: secernin 3
Exons: 7
Coding region: 17-1279 (420 amino acids)
Biological process (GO): proteolysis
Molecular function (GO): cysteine-type exopeptidase activity; dipeptidase activity
Source: RefSeq, a predicted model, not a curated record